GGGGGUCCCCGCCGGGGCUCUGCCCGCUCCGCCGGGGCUCGGGCACGGCGCUGGAAGCGCGCCGGCCCCUUCUCCCCCUUCCCCUGCUCCCCCCUCCGCGCCCACCCGCUCCCCACCUCCCCCCUCAGCCUCCCGCCCUGCCUCCCUCCUUCCCUCCCUCCCUCCCCCGGCUGCAAUGGCUGAGCCCGUGCGCCAGGGUAGCGGGCGCCCUCACACAAAGGGAAGGGAAGGGAGGAAGGAGCCAUGUUCUGUAGACGCCAGCGCAGCGGCCAUUCCGCGCCUCGCCCGCCGCCGCCGCCUCCUCCUCCUCCUCCUCCGCCCUUUCUCCGGGGGGGGUCCCGCGGCCUCCCCGCCGCGCCGCUGGCUGCGGUGAAGGCGAGGGGGCGCUGGGGGUGCCCCGCUCUUGCUCGGCGCACAAAAUGGAAGCAGUCCGGGCGGCGGGUCACCUCCUCCUCGUCCUCCUCCUCCUCCGCCAGGAGCCUGCGCCAUGCCCGGGCGGCCCGGCCUCAUGGCGGGGGGGACGCUUUGUCUCCUCACGGCCGGGCGCGGGGGGCUGAGGGGUGUGUGUGUCGGGGGGCAACGGCGGUCGCCCCCCGCCCCCCUCCCCCCUCGCUGAGAAAUUCGGCGAAUAAACUUUGAGGGCGCUCCCGUAAUAGCGGCGUUUUACUAUUUCUGGCCAUUUGUAGCCCCGUUUCUCCCCCACCCCACCCCCCCCAAGCUCGCUGCCCCCAGCAGAGCUCUGAGGGGACCCGCGACGCCCUCACCACCCCCCCCCCGCCGGGGCCGCGUCCCAAAAUGGCGGGAAGGCGGCUUUUAAACGGCCUCACAGGGCCUCGUCUCCUCACAGGGCCUCCCCGAAGCACCCCCGGGCACCCCACGCUCCUCCCCGGGGCUCUUCAGACACAUUUCUCCCCCCCCCCUUCUCUUUCCCCCAGGGCCCGCUCUGGGAACGAUCUCCGUGGCGAGGCAGGAGCUGCUCCUGGUGCUUCAGCCCCCUUCUUGUUUACUUGACAGAAACUUCAAACCGGACGUGUUUAGUCACGGAGCAGAAAUCUGUUUCUGUCUAUCCGCCAAACCGAUAGGAAACGCUGCCGCUGUGGCAAUACGGGCAGGCGGCAGGGUGUUUUUUUCUGUGUUUUUUUUUUUUUUUUCUUUUUAAUUCCCGCUGAAGGGCAGAGUUCGUCAGGGCGCGAGUGGCUUUUUCCAGGGAGCUGUGAAGAAAUGCUCCGAAUGUCUGGCUGGGGUGUGAAAGCUCCAGGAGGGUGUUUUUUAAUUCCUUCUCCGACCCUGAGAGAAGCAGCUAGUUCUCUCGCUGAGCACAGCCUUACUAGGCAUAUGUAAAUGUCAUACUUCUCACGUCCCCGGCUUGGUUAUAACAUGUUUGAGCGCAGUGGCUCAUUCCUGUAUUUCUAGGUAUACGUAUAAAGAGUAGUUUUUUUUCAUAGCGUACUUAAAGGAGAAUGAUAAUAUAUGGCAUAUAAAAAUAAUGAAUAUUUUUUGCAAAUAAGCCCCAAAGGUCUACAGGGUACGGUGAUAGAAAGACGGGCUAUUUGAAGAAAGAAUUUAGUAACUGAGAAGGCCAGCUGAGACAGGAUAUUCAGAAAAUCAUCAAAAAUGGGCAAAGGCGAUCCAAAGAAGCCGAGAGGUAAAAUGUCUUCAUACGCCUUCUUUGUGCAAACCUGCCGGGAGGAGCACAAGAAGAAACAUCCAGAUGCUUCAGUGAACUUUUCAGAGUUCUCAAAAAAAUGCUCAGAACGAUGGAAGACUAUGUCUUCUAAGGAGAAAGGGAAGUUUGAAGAUAUGGCAAAGGCUGACAAGCUUCGUUAUGAAAAAGAAAUGAAAAACUAUGUACCACCUAAGGGGGAAACAAAAAAGAAGUUCAAGGAUCCAAAUGCACCGAAGAGGCCUCCUUCGGCUUUUUUCUUGUUUUGCUCUGAGUUUCGUCCAAAAAUCAAAGGAGAACAUCCUGGUCUGUCCAUUGGGGACGUCGCAAAGAAACUGGGAGAGAUGUGGAACAACACCGCCGCAGAUGAUAAACAGCCUUAUGAAAAAAAGGCUGCUAAACUGAAGGAGAAGUAUGAGAAGGAUAUCGCUGCAUACCGGGCCAAAGGGAAGGUUGAUGCAGGCAAAAAAGUAGUUGCCAAGGCUGAGAAGAGCAAGAAGAAGAAGGAGGAGGAGGAAGAUGAGGAUGAAGAUGAGGAGGACGAAGAUGACGAAGAAGAGGAAGAAGAGGAGGACGAAGAUGAUGAUGAUGAUGAAUAAGUCUCUUUUAGAGCAAUUUCUUUCUUGUCUAUAAAGCAUUUAACCCCCCUGUACACAACUCACUCCUUUUAAAGAAAAAAAAAAUUGAAAUGUAAGGCUGUGUAAGAUUUGUUUUUAAACUGUACAGUGUCUCUUUUUUUGUAUAGUUAACACACUACCGAAUGUGUCUUUAGAUAGCCCUGUCCUUAGUGGUAUUUCAAUGGCCACUAACCUUGCCUGGUACAGUGUGGGGGUUGUAAAUUGGCAUGGGAGUUUUAAAGCAGGUUCUUGUUGGUGCACAGCACAAAUUAGUUAUAUAUGGGGAUGUAGUUCAAUUCUCAUCUUCAGUUGUCUCUGAUGCAUCAUAAAAAAAAAAAAAUAAUUGUUGUUCUGUUAACUGAAUACCACUCUGUAAUUGCAAAAAGGAAAAAAAAAAGUUGCAGCUGUUUUGUUGACAUUCUGAAUGCUUCUAAGUAAAUACAAUUUUUUUUUUAUUAGUAUUGUUGUCCUUUCAAUAGGUGCCCUUGAAAAUCAUACUUUUUCUUUUCUCUUUUUUUUUUUUUUUUGAGGGGAACUCCUUUUGCUUUAUUGAAUGCCUGUUUGGGAUCACGUGAAUAUUACAGUUUUCAUCUUUCAUAUAACCAGCUGAUAAACAAAGCUUUGAUCUACAUACCCUGCAUAAUCAUGAUAGGGUAAGAAAAGAAAUAUAUAGGCAUAUGAUGAAAGAAUAUUCUUCCGUAACUGGAAACAAAACAAACAAA
Cygnus olor (mute swan) is the source of this 3002-nucleotide messenger RNA. It is a transcript of the gene HMGB1, whose product is annotated as high mobility group box 1. Gene Ontology annotation, molecular function: DNA binding, bending. Gene Ontology annotation, biological process: regulation of transcription by RNA polymerase II. NCBI's taxonomy places the organism in Eukaryota, Metazoa, Chordata, Aves, Anseriformes, Anatidae. The transcript has 5 exons. The coding region runs from base 1615 to 2262 and encodes 215 amino acids. The record is from RefSeq and is a predicted model, not a curated record. Gene Ontology annotation, cellular component: nucleus.